AACGGAACUCCAGCCUCUCUAUUUAAGUUGGCUUCUUCUUGUCUUCUCUUCUUUCUCAAUGAAACUCCAUCCAUCCCUUCCUUUCCCUCCACAACCUUUCUGGGAUUUUAAUUCUUUGCUUGCUUCUUGUUCUUGGUCUUCUGCCUUUGUUCAUUGAUUGGCUGUUUGGAGGGCUGGGUCUUUUUUGUUUUUUUUGGAGGACUGGGCUUUUACAGGUGCAACCAUGGGAGAGGUCUCAGUGCUGGCCGAGGAGGAACGCAUGGACUUGGCCCCCGGCUUUAGAUUUCAUCCCACAGAUGAAGAGAUCAUAACUCACUACCUCUUAGAGAAGGUUAUGAAUCCUAGUUUCAUUGCAAGAGCCGUAGGAGAGGUGGAUUUGAACAAGUGUGAGCCUUGGGAUCUUCCGAGCAGGGCUAAGAUGGGAGAGAAGGAAUGGUACUUCUUCUGUCAGAAGGACAGGAAGUACCCUACAGGCGUGAGGACAAAUAGGGCCACAGAAGCCGGGUAUUGGAAGGCCACAGGAAAGGAUAAGGAGAUCUAUAGAGGGAAAGGGAUCCUUGUGGGGAUGAAGAAGACGCUUGUUUUCUACAGGGGAAGAGCUCCCAAAGGAGAGAAGACCAACUGGGUCAUGCAUGAAUUCAGACUUGAAGGCAGGACCCAAUACCAUAAUCUCCAGAGAACUUCAAAGGAUGAAUGGGUUGUGUGCAGGGUGUUCCAUAAGAACAUAGGAAUCAAGAGAAGCUCGAUGGCAGAGCUUGUGAGGAGGAACUCAUUUGGAGAUGGUAUUAUGGACUCUCUCAUCGAUCCUUCCUACUUCAGUUCUAACAACAGGCCUAGUUCGAGCUAUGUCACUGCUGGAGAUGGUGGCAGUUUUAGAGGGAUUUCUACGAGCAACAAUUUGAUGCCUUCCAACCUCACCAUGUUGGGUUUAGAGGAUCCACAAUACAACAGUCUCAUGACUAAUGGCUUCCCUAAUACCUACAACCAAGAGAGCACACCGAUUAACUUCCCAAGAAUUCCUCCUCAAGAUCCCCAUGUCUUGCUUCCAGGAUCAUCCAACUUGGGCUACUUGCACCAGGAGCAAGCCAUCACAAAAACUCUAUCUGGGGCUAAUGAUGUAUCAAAUGGUUUAAAGGGUACUUGCAAGGUAGAGCAGUUGUCAAAUUCAGUGGCCUCACAGGACACUGGAUUGAGCCAUGAUAUGAACACCGAGACAUCCUCAGCCAUAUCCAAGCAUGAGAUGGAGGGCUACCGGUUCUACGAUCUCGAUGGUUUACUCGCUGCUGGACCAGUUCAAGAUUUGGACAGUCUGUUGAAGUACUGAUGAUUCUAGAUUUGUGUUCAUUCCGAGGCCACUCAUGUCUAUUUUUCAUAGAAGAGCUUGUGUUUCAGAUAUUCUUACUUAGAUUUGGACAAUCUGUAUGGAAGCAGCGAAGAUUCUUGAUUUGGUCCAGUUCAUUUAUGUGAUAGUUACCCUUGUUGAAUAUUGCUUCAAUAAUUUGGGCUCAUUCUGAGGCUACUCAUGUCUUUUUUUCACAAAACAGCUUGUGUUUCAGAUAUUCUUGCUGUA
Molecule: messenger RNA, 1570 nt
Organism: Elaeis guineensis (African oil palm)
Lineage: Eukaryota; Viridiplantae; Streptophyta; Magnoliopsida; Arecales; Arecaceae
Product: NAC domain-containing protein 100
Biological process (GO): regulation of DNA-templated transcription
Molecular function (GO): DNA binding
Source: RefSeq, a predicted model, not a curated record